AGAGUCGCACCUUCUCACGCCAACCAACAAAAUGACAACUGGAAACAAUGAUUUCUACUAUUCAAACAAAUACGAAGAUGAUGAGUUCGAGUACCGUCACGUUCAUGUCACCAAGGAUGUUUCCAAGCUUAUCCCAAAAAAUCGAUUGAUGUCCGAAACAGAGUGGAGAAGUCUUGGAAUUCAACAGUCCCCAGGAUGGAUGCACUACAUGAUUCACGGACCCGAGCGUCACGUGCUUCUUUUCCGCAGACCAUUGGCAGCUACACAAAAAACCGGAGGAAAUGUUCGUUCUGGAAAUGCUGUUGGAGUUCGCUAAUACUGUUCAAAUCCACAUUUCACAUAUAUGGAUCUCUAGCUCCCUUCCCAUUCUUUUUUCCAAAUUCUCGUUUUCCUUUUCGUUCUCCUUACACACGAAACUUGUUCAAGAUAUGUAAAAUGUUAUUAUUUUUAUCCUCUUCCAUCAUCAGCUCUCCAUUCACUUUUUCUCGUUCUUAACGUGUUUUAAUUCAAUUCAAAUCCAAUUUGAUAAGACGACAACGGGAGCCACCUCUAAAUCAAUCUGAAAUAUUUGUAAAAUGGUCCCCCACUCGCCACUCUUUUUAAUUUUCGCCAAUAUUCAAUUUGGUCCUUUUUACAAAUAUAUUUAACGACGUAUUCGUGUUUUUAUAUAUAAAUAAACACUGACCUGCAUGG
Caenorhabditis elegans is the source of this 693-nucleotide messenger RNA. It is a transcript of the gene cks-1, whose product is annotated as Cyclin-dependent kinases regulatory subunit. Gene Ontology annotation, molecular function: cyclin-dependent protein serine/threonine kinase regulator activity. Bases 32 to 316 code for a protein of 94 amino acids. Gene Ontology annotation, cellular component: nucleus. Lineage: Eukaryota; Metazoa; Nematoda; Chromadorea; Rhabditida; Rhabditidae. The transcript is spliced from 2 exons. The record is from RefSeq and is marked reviewed.